Messenger RNA from Triticum turgidum subsp. durum (durum wheat), 2064 nucleotides. The record is from the annotation of a GenBank genome assembly. NCBI's taxonomy places the organism in Eukaryota, Viridiplantae, Streptophyta, Magnoliopsida, Poales, Poaceae.
AUGCGAUUUGAUAGCUGGGAGGCAGGUUUGGCAUUCUAUAGAAUGUAUGCUCAUGAGGUUGGCUUCUCUGUACGCGUAUGGACACAACACAAAGGAGAGGGUGGUGUAAUAAUCUGGAAGAAGUUUGUUUGCGCAAGACAAGGUUGGAGGAAGAGAAAAUCAGUGGAUCUAGGUCAAGUUACUCAAGAAGUGGGGAGAAAAAAGGCUAAAAGAAAUAUCAAGAUAAGCAGAUGCGGUUGCAAGGCUAUGAUGGGAUUGAAGAGGCAAGAUGACAACAAGUACGAGGUCGUCCAGUUUGUUCAAUCGCACACGCACCAACUUGUCUCACCAAGUAAGAGGCAUCUCAUCAGGUCAAAUAGAGAGGUAACUAGUGAUUUGAGAAACAAAUUAUUUACAUGCAGUAAGGCAUUGCUUGGCACUUCAAAAACUUUUCGCUUGCUUAGCAUAGAGAAGGGUGGGCCAGAAAAUAUCGGUUGCACAAAACAUGACUUACAAAACUGUCAGCGUGAUUUCAAGGCAGCGAUUAAGGGAGCAGAUGGACAACUUAUAGUAGAUAUAAUGGAAAAUAAAAAAAAGGCCAAUCCAGCAUUUUAUUUUGAUUACCAGGUAGAUGAGAACAAUAAACUGACAAAUAUUUUCUGGGCUGAUAGUAUAUGUAGAAAGAACUAUUCAUUAUUUGGUGACGUUGUAUCCUUCGAUUCUACAUAUCGGUUUAACAAGUAUGACCUGGUAUUUGCCCCUUUUACUGGAGUUAACCAUCACAAAUCUUGUGUUACAUUCGGUGCUGCAUUCUUGUCAAACGAGAAGAUUGCAUCAUACAAAUGGUUAUUUCAGACUUUCUUGAAAGCAAUGUGUGGGGUUGCACCAAAGCUAGUCAUAACCGAUGAGGAUCAAAGCAUGAGAAGAGGAAUAGAAUCUAUAUUUCCGAACACAAAGCAUCGACUCUGUAUGUGGCAUAUUCUGAUGAAACUCCCUGAAAAGGUUGGACCCAUCUUGAGAGACAAUGAAGAUUUUAAACCACGAUUCAUGGCAUGUGUCCGGGGAUCAGAGACUCCAGAUGAGUUCGAAUCACGGUGGUCCUCAAUAAUUUCUGAGUUUGGCCUAGAGGAUAAUGAAUGGUUGAAAGAGAAGUAUGGUUUACGGGAAUCAUGGAUUCCAGCAUACUUUAUGGAGUUCUCCCUUGGUGGAAUAUUACGUACAACAUCUAGAUCUGAGAGUGAGAAUGCAUUUUUUCGACACUUCACUAACCGAAAGCUUACCUUGAUUGAGUUUUGGGUAAGAUUUGAAACCGCUUUGGAAGAGCAACGACAAAAGGAGUUGCAAGAGGAUAAUUGUGCACUUCAUACCUUGCCAGUACUCGAGACUUGCUGGGGAAUUGAGGCUCAUGCCAGAGAAGUGUAUACUCACAAUAUUUUUGUUGCUUUCCAACGUGAGGUGGUGGCUGCUAGGGAUCGUCGUCAUGUCAAAACCAUUGAGCGGGUUGGUGAUGUCCGAACCAUGAGCAUUGGUGACCUUAGUGGAAGGAUAAUAACUGUCUGCUUCAACACUAAUACAAAGGCUGCACAAUGUACUUGUCGAAUGUUUGAAUCAUUGGGCAUACUUUGCUCUCACAUCAUUGUUGUCUUAAAGAAUGAUGGGUGUAAUGAAAUUCCUAGCCAAUAUGUGCUGCAUAGGUGGACUAAAAUGGCUGCACGACAUCUUUGCUAUGAUGCCAAUGGACAUGAGAUGGAAGGGUCAUCUACUUCUCUUUCACCUAUCAUCAAGAAAUUGUAUUCACAAACAUGGUCGCGGUUCAGCUUGGCAUUGCAUGAAGCUAGACAUUGUGAGGACAAGAUGGAAUACUUAAACAAAGUUGUUGCUGAUGCUCUUGCACACUUGAGGCAGACGGCGCCACUUGACGAACAAAGUAAAGUUCAAGAGUUUGAAUCCUUUAUUGGAACAACAUUCCCAAGCAUCAUCAAUAUUCAUCCCCCUGAUAUUGCAAAUACAAAGGGCAGUGGCAAGAGAUUGAAGAGGGGUUCAGAGGAGGCCAUUAACAAAAGGAAAAAGGUCAAUAAACCAUAA